UUGGAUUCUCCGAUAAAACGCUAAAGGUUCAAUCAAUGGAUUUAGACUCAUCAACACACGCAGGGGGUAUCGUUUAUGGAACUAUGACAGUAGUUGGCCACGAAUUGGGGCUGAAACGUAUAUGUCUGGAUUCUGUUGCUAAUCCGAGAACAAGUAGAAUUGAAGACGAGAUCUGCUUCCAAAUUAAUGUUACAACAGGAGAUAUUUUGGAACCAGACGAGACCAAUCCCUAUUUUGUAAAUCCAACUCUACCAACUUCAACGGUAUUACAGUGUGUCGUAAAUCAACAAUGUUACUUAAAUUUAUGGGCAAGAAACCGCGUGGGAGUUGAGAAAUGUCCACAACUGGAGGUCGACAAAACUAUUGAAGACGGAGUUUAUAUCUUUCCGCUUCGUGAUUCAACAAAUCAGCCAUGUGUGUUUGAAAGCGUGAUAUUGAUCGACAACGUCACUGAUCUUCAGCUAUGUUUCUCUCUAUCGUUAGAUUCUUCUUCAGAAAAUAUAGCAAAUGCUCAAAAGGAUACCAGAUGUUAUAUUAUUCGUGUGCUUCCCAAGGUUACAGUUAAAGGUUCCUGUGCUGGAAUGUCUUGUUACAAUGAGGGAUUUUGUGACGGAAGUUCGCCAUCUUCCCAAUGUCUUUGUCGAUCUGGUUUCUCUGAUUAUAACUGUUCUAAAGAUUUCGGGAUUGCUCAAGCAUUCAACAGUUGUACAAGUUCACAGGCAAUAUUUGGAGAUGUUGCUCUGCCCAAACUCAUAAGAUGCCCUCUACUCGAAAACUGCGAUAUACCAUUUUCAGUGACAGACACAAGCAAUUUAAACUCUUUUAAUGUCACAUGGAAUGGAACCAACUUCGACUCAGUUAAUAUUUCUCUCUCUCAAAUGUCUGGAUCUCGUGACUUUACUGGAAAUGCUGUAGUGGUACAUAACGCGACAGGAAAGCAUGAAUUCUGCCUGACUUUGGGCAUAAGGGGUUACGUUUACGACAGUGUUUGCUGUUUCAUUCUAACAGAACCGGAUAUUGUCCCUCAACUACCUGAUAACGGACAAAGCCUUUUUAUUUCCCCUUCACCGAGUAACAACUCGGAAUUCAGUUGCACUGCAGGGCAACCGUGUCACGUGAUAUUUAGAACAAGCAAGGGAGAUGAUCAGAAUUGUCCUGAGUUGCAUGACAGAUCGAGAAUGUCCGUUCAUAUUUUUACCGCACUGUCUCCCAACGAAUGUCAAAGGGACGUGUUGAUUGAAUCUCAAAACAGUACCCAGGGAACGGUGAAGUACUGCUUCCAGACAUCAUCUUCAGGUAUUCUUGGAGAAGUGAGGUGCAUGACCAUCCAUUUUGAAAACCAUGGCUUACCACCACCCCCUCCCACCACCACAACGACAACAACAGAAUCACCGACGACUGUCAUACCCAGUACAACAACCACACCAUCAGCCACGUCCGACAAUGAUCAUACAACAACUUCCGACAAUGAUCAUACAACAACUUCCAAUACAGUGUCUACGUCAUUACCAGGAAAUGGUCCAGAAUCAGCCACAAAUAAGGAAAUAUCCACAAGACAAACAGAGCAGCUUGCAUCAAAAGAGACAACACUAAUACUUGGAUCAGUGCAGACAAUAACAACGCUUGGCACAGCACAGACAACGCAAAUUCAACCAGAACAAACAAUAAUAGCACUAGAAACGGGAAGUCAGGCAACAACACUUCUAACAGUAGAAACAACAACAAUAACGCUUGCUGCAGGACAGACGACAACAACACUUGGUGCAGGUCAGACAACAACAACGCUUGCCGCAGGACAGAUAUCAACUCUUGGUUCAGAUCAGACAAAAACAACACUCGCUGCAGAACAGACAACACAAACAACAAUACCUGCUGCAGGAGAGACAACAACAACGCUUGCUGCAGGUCAGACAACAACGCUUGCUGCAGAAAGGACAACACAAACAACAAUGCCUGCUGCAGGAGAAACAACAACAACGCUUGCUGCAGGACAGACAACAACGCUUGCUGCAGGACAGAUAUCAACUCUUGGUUCAGAUCAGACAAAAACAACACUCGCUGCAGAACAGACAACACAAACAACAAUACCUGCUGCAGGAGAGACAACAACAACGCCUGCUGCAGGACAGCCAUCAACAACGCUUGCUGCAGGUCAGACAACAACAACGUUUGCUACAGAACAGACAACACAAACAACAAUGCCUGCUGCAGGAGAAACAACAACAACGCUUGCUGCAGGACAGACAACAACGCUUGCUGCAGGUCAGACAACAAUGCUUGCUGCAGAACAGACAACACAAAAAACAAUGCCUGCUGCGGGACAGACAACAUCAACGCUUGCUGCAGGUCAGACAACAACAACAAUGCCUGCUGCAGGAGAAACAACAAGAACGCUUGCUGCAGGACAGACAACAACGCUUGCUGCAGGUCAGACAACAAUGCUUGCUGCAGAACAGACAACACAAAAAACAAUGCCUGCUGCGGGACAGACAACAUCAACGCUUGCUGCAGGUCAGACAACAACAACAAUGCCUGCUGCAGGAGACACAACAACAACGCUUGCUUCAGGACAGACAACAACAACAUUUGCAACGGGAAGGACAGUUACAACAAUGCAAAAUAAAAGAGAAACAUGUGAUGUUGUAGAUGUUCAGGAAUGGGCGAAAAAGGGGCGCGUGAAGUGUGAGUGUUUCCAUCCUACCGGCGGGACCACAACAACGGUCAUUGCCAAGAACCCGCACGUCUCUGGGAAAUCCCUGAUGGUGGCUGCGGGGCUAGGAUCCGGAGCCAUGGUAACCAUGCUGGGUACGGGCGUGCUGCUGUAUGCUGUCUCCCAGAAAUACUUCGGUCCCAGAAAAACCGGACCCGGCAGUGACACAAACCAGCAGAAGAAAAAACUAAGCGUCGCCAGCUGUCCAGACAAAAAACAACUGCAAUGAUAACAAAACCUGCUUUGUCGUAGUGUUGACUUUUUUAGCUUUAUUAAUUUGUCAAUGAUUUUUAAAGUCUCACAUAUUUGUGGAAUAAAUAGUUGUUUGCAUUAU
Molecule: messenger RNA, 3044 nt
Organism: Magallana angulata
Lineage: Eukaryota; Metazoa; Mollusca; Bivalvia; Ostreida; Ostreidae
Product: mucin-12-like
Exons: 18
Coding region: 36-2939 (967 amino acids)
Source: RefSeq, a predicted model, not a curated record